AUGCGAUUGGCAGCGGUGUCGACGGUGGUAGCGAUGGGUGGAGGAGCAAAGUUUAAGGGGACGCAUGAUAGAGAGAUGAAGCUGACGGAGAUGAUAGAGAAGAAGGUGACGGAAGCGAAGGAGGUGUGCGCCGGUCAUGAAGGCUCCGAUGAAUGUAAGGUGGCGUGGGACGAGGUAGAAGAGAUUAGUCAGGCGAAAGCUCAUCUCAGAGUGAAGUUGGAGCAUGAAGAAGAUCCUCUUGAGUCGUUUUGCUCUGGAAAUCCAGAAACGGACGAGUGUAGCAUUUACGACGAUUGA
This is a messenger RNA of Lactuca virosa, 297 nucleotides long. The record is from the annotation of a GenBank genome assembly. Lineage: Eukaryota; Viridiplantae; Streptophyta; Magnoliopsida; Asterales; Asteraceae.